Penicillium vulpinum is the source of this 216-nucleotide messenger RNA. RefSeq lists its product as uncharacterized. The transcript is spliced from 2 exons. The coding region runs from base 1 to 216 and encodes 71 amino acids. The record is from RefSeq and is a predicted model, not a curated record. NCBI's taxonomy places the organism in Eukaryota, Fungi, Ascomycota, Eurotiomycetes, Eurotiales, Aspergillaceae.
AUGAAUUCUUCAAACCAAUCUUUGCCCCAACAAGCUCCCACCACGGGUACCUCAACUACUGCCGUUGCAAGUUCAUCCACUCCUACAUCAAGCUCUAACUAUACAGAGCCGAGAUUAAGCGACAAGGAAACAUUCGAACGAAACAUCGACUACGUGGGCAGUUGGAUCGAACCAUCCGACCUCAAUCACCCAGAGGGAUUUUUACUGACUAGUUAG